AUGGAUGAAGAAUCGUUGAUGAAUCCGCCUGUCUCCGAGCUAGGUUUUGCUUUUACCCGAUCUGAGGAAGCGGCAUCUGUUGAUGAAUGGUUAUACAAUGGCGGUCCUUAUAAGUUAGUGUUUUACGCCUUACUUGGUGUAGCUUGUUACAUGGGUCGUAAAUGGGAACUUAGUUUCCGUCUGGGUAUGCGCCCUUGGAUCGCUGUUGCAUAUUCAGCUCCUGUUGUGCUACCGCUGUUUCUUGAUCUAUCAAUUGGUCAAGGAAGUUUUCUGAUAGGUAUGCCCCUAGGAAUCUCUGGUACUUUCAACUUCAUGAUUGUCGGGCUGAACACAACAUCCUUAUGCAUCCGUUUACACAUGUUAGGCGUAGCUGGUAUUCAGCGGCUCCUAUUCAGUGCUAUGCAUGGUUCCUUGCUGCUUGGCCUCUUAGUAGUAUCUGGUUCACCGCUUUGGGUAUUAGCACUAUGGCUUUCCUAA
Gossypium arboreum is the source of this 477-nucleotide messenger RNA. RefSeq names its product photosystem II protein D1-like. Gene Ontology annotation, biological process: photosynthesis, light reaction; photosynthetic electron transport in photosystem II. NCBI's taxonomy places the organism in Eukaryota, Viridiplantae, Streptophyta, Magnoliopsida, Malvales, Malvaceae. The record is from RefSeq and is a predicted model, not a curated record. The transcript is spliced from 3 exons. Gene Ontology annotation, cellular component: chloroplast thylakoid membrane; photosystem II. The coding region runs from base 1 to 477 and encodes 158 amino acids.